Messenger RNA from Syzygium oleosum, 1158 nucleotides. Its product is annotated as jasmonate-induced oxygenase 2-like. The record is from RefSeq and is a predicted model, not a curated record. Lineage: Eukaryota; Viridiplantae; Streptophyta; Magnoliopsida; Myrtales; Myrtaceae. Gene Ontology annotation, molecular function: dioxygenase activity. The coding region runs from base 24 to 1136 and encodes 370 amino acids. The transcript has 3 exons.
CGAUCUUUAUCAAGAAAAGGGAAAUGGGAGAGGUCGAUCCGGCCUUCAUACAAGACGUCGAGCAUAGGCCCAAACUCGCCGCCACACAAGCCGAAGGCGUCCCGCUCAUCGACCUCACCGCCCUCACCGGCUACUCACCCUCCGGCGGCACGUCGGCUGCCUCCUCCGCCGCCAUCGAAGGGCUCGUGGCGGAGAUAGGGGAGGCGUGCGAGAAGUGGGGGUUCUUCGCAGUGGUGAACCACGGGGUGGCGGAAGAGAAGAGGGAGAGGAUAUGGCGGGAGGCGGGGGAGUUCUUCGGGCGGGGUUUGGAGGAGAAGAAGAAGGUGAGGAGGGACGAAAGGAAGGUGUUGGGGUACUACGAGAUGGAGCACAUCAAGAACGUGAGGGACUGGAAGGAGGUCUUCGACUUAACGGUGCAAGAGCCGACACUCGUCCCGGCCUCGCUCGAGGACGGCGAAGUGGGUGUCACUGAGUGGACCAAUCAGUGGCCUGAGUACCCUCCUGGAUUAAGGGAAGCAUGCGAAGAAUACGCACAAGAAUUGCAGAAACUCGCGUACCAGUUGAUGGGACUGAUAGCUCAGAGUCUGAGCUUGCCCGCGAACAGGUUUGACGAAUUCUUCAGGGACCAGACCAGCUACCUCCGGCUCAACCACUAUCCGCCCUGCCCUGCGCCGCACCUCGCUCUGGGCCUGGGCCGCCACAAGGACGCAGGGGCGCUCACCAUUCUGGCUCAGGACGAAGUCGGAGGCCUCGAGGUGAAGAGGAAGAGUGAUGGGGAGUGGGUCCUAGUCAAGCCUGCCCCUGAUGCCUUCAUUAUCAAUGUUGGCGACAUUAUUCAGGUUUGGAGCAACGAGAUGUACGAGAGCGUCGAGCACAGAGUGACGGUGAACUCGGAGAAAGAGAGGUUCUCGAUUCCGUUCUUCUUCAACCCAUCACAUUAUACCAUGGUGCAGCCAUUGAAGGAAUUAACGGAUGAGCGCAACCGUCCCAAGUACAGGCCGUACAACUGGGGCAAGUUCUUGGUCACUCGUAAAGCGAGCAACUUCAAGAAGCUUGACGUUGAGAACCUCCAGAUUGACCAUUUCAGGAUCUAUCCAACAAUAGAAUCUCCAAAUAAUGACCAUCUAUUGUGCUGAAAAGAAAGGAGUUAUGGAGCGU